Molecule: messenger RNA, 1754 nt
Organism: Manihot esculenta (cassava)
Lineage: Eukaryota; Viridiplantae; Streptophyta; Magnoliopsida; Malpighiales; Euphorbiaceae
Product: non-specific phospholipase C3
Exons: 4
Coding region: 122-1681 (519 amino acids)
Biological process (GO): phospholipid catabolic process
Molecular function (GO): hydrolase activity, acting on ester bonds
Source: RefSeq, a predicted model, not a curated record
AAUACUUUCCCCUCCUACUGUCGUCCCCCUUCACAGUUUCUUCUCUGAUCAAAACCAGCACUCAUCUCCUCCCAAACAGAGCCACGCCACCCAAACCCAUAAGCUCCAGGAACCACCAACGAUGGUUGCAGAGACCUCCACCGCCGCCCCACGAGAAUACCCCAUCAAAACGGUCGUGGUUCUAGUACAAGAAAACCAUUCAUUCGAUAACAUAUUAGGCUGGCUAAAGACCCUCAACCCAGAAAUUGAUGGAGUCACAGGAUCCGAAUCCAACCCCAUCUCCACCUCCGAUCCAAACUCACCUCUCGUAUGCUUCGGAGACAACGCUGCAUACAUCGACCCUGAUCCUGGUCACUCCCUCGAAGCUACUUACGAGCAGGUGUUCGGCGUUGAAUGGACAGAAGCAGCAACUUCUAGCGAGAACACUCUGAUACCGAAAAUGAAUGGGUUCGCUCAGAACGCGGAACGCACCAAGCCGGGAAUGGCGGAGAUAGUCAUGAACGGAUUUAAACCGGAGGCUUUGCCGGUUUAUAAGGAGCUGGCGAUGAAUUUCGCGAUCUGUGAUCGGUGGUUUUCUUCAAUUCCUUCGUUGACGCAGCCGAAUAGGCUGUACGUGCAUUCGGCGACAUCGCAUGGAGCGACGAGUCAUGACACGGCGGUACUGGCAGAAGGGUUUCCGCAGAAGACCAUAUUUGAGUCGUUGGAAGAGUCUGGUUUUACUUUUGGGAUUUAUUAUCAACACCCUCCUUCUACUCUUUUCUUCAGGAACCUUAGAAAGUUGAAGUACUUGAAGAAAUUCCACCAGUUUGAUCUGCACUUCAAAAAGCAUUGCGAGGAAGGGAGGUUACCAAACUAUGUGGUGAUUGAACAAAGGUAUUUUGACCUUUUAAAGUUCCCUGCAAAUGAUGACCACCCAUCACAUGAUGUCUCAGAAGGCCAGAGAUUUGUGAAAGGAGUAUAUGAAGCUCUGAGAGCUAGUCCCCAGUGGAAUGAAAUGCUCUUCAUAAUCAUUUAUGAUGAACAUGGAGGUUUCUAUGAUCAUGUUCCUACUCCUGUAACAGGUGUUCCAAGUCCUGAUGAUAUUGUUGCUCCUGCUCCAUAUUUCUUCAAGUUUGAUCGCUUAGGUGUCAGGGUUCCAGCAUUUUUAAUAUCUCCCUGGAUUGAGCCUGGAAUAGUACUGCACGAACCUUCAGGACCAGAAUCUACAUCACAGUAUGAACAUUCCUCAAUUCCAGCAACGGUUAAAAAACUGUUCAAUCUGAAAGAGUUUUUGACAAAGCGGGACGCAUGGGCUGGAACUCUUGAGGGUGUUUUGACUAGAACGAGCCCAAGAACAGAUUGUCCAGUUACAUUGCCGGAACCUGUGAGACUGCGAGAAUUUAAUGCGAGAGAAGAGGCAAAUCUUAGUGAUUUCCAGGAAGGACUAGUCCAUUUGGCAGCAGUUUUGAAUGGAGAACAUAAAGAGGAAAUUUAUCCUCGAAAACUUGUGGAGGGCAUGAUGGUUUCACAAGCUGCAAGGUACGUAGAGGAUGCUUUCCAGAAAUUUGUUGAAGAAUGCGAGAAAGCCAGGGAAAGUGGAGUAGAUGAAUCUGAGGUUUUUGUCUUCCCCAAGUUACCUACCAACUCAACCUCCAAAAAUUUCAUUGAGAAGUUGUUUUCUUGCUUGAUAUGUGAUCAUUGACACUUCAAUCCGUUUAUAUCAAUUUUAUGGAUUUUGCUUUUUAAAUUAAUAAAAUAAAAAUUUUUAAAUUAAA